AUGUCUGUAGUUUUUCACAACAGCCAGUCUGCCUAUCCAAAGGUCAUGUCUGAAAACAGGUCUAGUGGCAGCGGCAACGACAGCGGCAGUGGCAGCAGCAGCAGUGAUACAGACAGUGAACGUGAAGAUCCUGGAGGGCGCAAAGGGAUAUCAGGGUCCUCAUGUACAUCAGGUACCUCAGGGACAAGUAGACCCCCACUUCAGCACUUGCCGGUCAACAACUCGACUUUUUUGACCGACCCUGUAAUACAACCAUCUACCUCAAGUCCCUCAGGGACAAGUAGAUCCCCACUUCAACAGUUACUGGACGACGACUCGACUACAUUGACCGACCCUGUAAGACACCCUUCUACCUCAGGUACCUCAGGGCCCAGUAAGGUCAGUCUUCAGCACUCACCUGUUGAUGACUUAAAAGAGUCAGAUAAUUCCUCCCCACAUCCUCAGACAGGAUCAGGAGUGACUAAUUCGUCCGUGGUAAACUUGAGUCUCGAAACCAACUCUCCACAGCCAACUACCUCACAUACGGAGAAUCCUUCAUCUCCAGAGCCGUCAGUAAACUCUCCACAGCCAUCUACCUCGCAUAUGGUGAAUCCAUCAUCUCCGGAGCCACCAGCAAGUUCCCCGCAACCCUCCACCUCUAGAUUAAAUAAUUUCUCUAUAACGGAGCGUCCCAAAUUUAACAAUAUCGAGAUUAGACACCACUUCAAUUUUUCUGAAGCCUACACACUUGAUUAA
This is a messenger RNA of Polypterus senegalus (gray bichir), 735 nucleotides long. Its product is annotated as putative protein TPRXL. Lineage: Eukaryota; Metazoa; Chordata; Cladistia; Polypteriformes; Polypteridae. Bases 1 to 735 code for a protein of 244 amino acids. The transcript is spliced from 3 exons. The record is from RefSeq and is a predicted model, not a curated record.